Helianthus annuus (common sunflower) is the source of this 3627-nucleotide messenger RNA. Its product is annotated as nucleolar protein 6. The transcript has 27 exons. The record is from RefSeq and is a predicted model, not a curated record. Gene Ontology annotation, biological process: tRNA export from nucleus; rRNA processing. Gene Ontology annotation, cellular component: UTP-C complex; CURI complex; small-subunit processome. Lineage: Eukaryota; Viridiplantae; Streptophyta; Magnoliopsida; Asterales; Asteraceae. The coding region runs from base 254 to 3382 and encodes 1042 amino acids.
GUCUGCUGUGUUUCUUUUCUCCACAGCCGCCAACAUUUGUUCUCCACAGCGACCCAGGAUCGUACAGUCCCAGUUCCGGUCAUCGCUUUCACGUCCCCUGCUCAGGUCAUUGAUCUUAUCUGUCCGCGAGAAAGCUUUUUGAUAACUCUUACCGAAUUCCGCCAGCUAGGACGACGGGAAAUAAACCACUCAUCUUCUUUCAUACAAAUUGCACCAAAUCCUACGCACUCCAACGUUCCUUGGCUCCACCACCAUGGCUGCCGUCGAGGAGUACACAGAUACCCUCAACUUAAAGGUAGCUGAGCUAUUGAAAGAAGUCCAACUCGAUUACUCAUCAUCAACCACUAAAACCGUUGAUGAUGCUGUUUUAUCUAUCAAAGAAUGCAUCAAUAAAAUCCCCGAAGAUACACAGGUUACGGCUGAUUUGGCGCCGAAAUUUGUUAGAGAUAUUGGUGCAGACAAAGUUGAGUUUAGGUUUAAGCGGCCAAAAUCGAUUCAAAUCGGUGGAAGUUAUUCGUUUCAGUGUGUGGUGAAGCCUGAUGUGAAUGUUGAUCUUUACAUUCAAUUGCCCAAGGAGUGCUUCCAUGAGAAAGACUUCUUGAAUCAUCGGUACCAUGGAAAAAGAUGCCUGUAUCUCUGCAUUAUUAAGAAGUAUCUGGAAUCUUCUUCUGUAGCUCAAAAAGUAGAAUGGUCCUUCUUUCAAAACGAGGCCAGAAAACCUAUUCUUGUUGUCUACCCUGCUUUGAAAUCUGCUGGACUUCCAGGACUUUCUGUAAGGUUAAUUCCAACAGCAGAAUCUCGUUUUAAUGUCCAAAAGUUGAACAUAGAGCGCAACAAUCUUCAUACCUUGAGCGAAGGUGUUUCUGAGGCUACACCUAUGUACAACAACAGUGUAUUGGAGGACAUGUUUAUGGAACAAGGUGCAGAAUUUAUUAAAACGACAUUUACAGGAUGGAAGGCUUUACAGGAGGCUUUAGUUUUGCUUAAGGUAUGGGCUCGACAAAGAAGUUCUUUGAACACUCAUGAUUCGGUAAAUGGGUACCUUAUCUCGAUCAUAAUGGCAUACCUUGCUUCAGAAUCUGGUAAAGCUCGUCUAAACAAGGCAAUGACAGUAAUGCAGAUCUUUCGUAUCACAUUGGACUUUAUUGCCUCUUCUAAGUUGUGGGGCAACGGGAUUUUCAUCAAACCUCAGGGAGGAAGUGAUAUGUCGAAGGAGGACAGAAAGAAAUAUGUAAAGUAUUUUCCUGUGGUUUUAUGUGAUUUAUCAGCUCAUUUCAAUUUAGCGUACCGAAUGACAAUGGGUGGUUUGAAUGAGCUUCAAGCAGAGGCUGCUUUGGCGCUUAGGUGUAUCGAUAAAUGUAAAGAGGGAGGUUUUGUUGAGCUAUUUAUGACCAAGGUUGACUUUCCUGCAAAAUUUGACUAUUGUAUGAGAUUAAACUUGAAGGGGAAGACUGAAGUCUCUGCACAAGGGUUCUGUUUGGAUAAUGAAUGCUGGAGACUAUACGAGGACAAGGUACAUUCUUUGCUUAAAGAAGGCUUAGGAGACAGAGUAAAGUCUGUACGCGUGACAUGGCAGAAUGCAACAUCGACACGGUGUAUCAACGAUGGUUUAGCAGAGCUUGACAAAGAGCCGUUAACGGUUGGAAUUUCUCUCAGCUUGCCAGACGCGUAUGAUCAGUACACUAGGGGUCCAUUUUUUGGGAAUAAAGAAGAGGCUUUGAAGUUUCGGAAGUUUUGGGGAGAUGUGGCCGAGCUGUACCAAUUUAAAAGUGGUACAAGGGAAUGCGUUUUCUGGGAGUGUAAGCCUGCAAAGAGAUAUCUUAUCAUAAAAAACGUCACCGAGUAUGUGCUUAAGCGACAUCUAUCCUUGGCAGAAGAUAAGAUUAUGCAUGCUGUUGAUCAACUUGAUUUCUCAUUGGCUUGUGAAGAUGGAGAUCUGGCUUCUGAUGGAAGUUUGCUUGAAAGUUUCGGUACUCUAUCUAAGCGUCUACGUCUUCUGAGUGAUGUUCCUUUGGCAAUCUCCAGUGUGCAGCCCCUGGACUCAGCUUUCCGCCACACAUCAGUUUUUCCUCCUCGACCUCAUCCAUUGGCUAAUGGAACCAAAGCUGGAAAUAGAAUUAGUUCAACCUGUUUACCAUCAAUGGAAGUUAUGAUUCAGUUGGAAGGUUCAGGGAACUGGCCGAUGGAUGAUGCGGCAAUUGAGAAAACUAAAGCUGCGUUCCUGCUUAGAAUUGGAGAGUGCCUUGAGAAGGAUUAUGGAAUGAAAUGGUGUCCUUCAGAGGAAGGUGUGGAUGUUUUCUUGUCUGGAUAUGUGUUCCGCCUCAAAAUUUUGCAUGAAAGGGGCCUCGACUUGUUAAACGGACAAGCUGAGAGUUACCAAGUAAAAAGGGUUUCCCCAACAGACAAAUAUCUAUUUCUGAGAAGUCAGCAUUCGAGCAUGAUUAAUGGUCUUGCCGGCCGCUAUCCGUUAUAUGGACCAGUUGUUCAGUUGGCAAAACGAUGGGUCGCUGCGCAUCUCUUCUCAGCUUCUAUCAUGGAGGAAGUAAUUGAGCUUGUGGUUGCAUAUAUUUUUCAGAAGGCGUUGCCAUUUUCUGCUCCUUGCUCACGAAUUUCCGGAUUUUUAAGGUUUCUGAGACUAUUAUCUGAACAUGACUGGAUGUUUACUCCUAUGAUUGUUGAUAUAAAUGAGGAUAUGACGCCCGAUGAUGAAAAAGAGAUCAAUGAUAAAUUCUCGUUAAGUAGAAAAGCUUAUGAAGAAGGGGCGGGAAGUAUAAUAUCUGCCAUGUACGUAGCCACAGCUUAUGAUAAGGGAUCUGAAGCAUGGACCAGCUCAUCUCCAAGCAUAACAGAGCUCAAAAGAUUGGCUGCCUAUGCUAAAAGCAGUUCAAACUUGCUGACUAAACUCGUUAUGCAAGGUCAGCAAGAUUCGUACGGGUGGGAGUGCAUCUUUCGGACUCCAUUGAACAAUUAUGAUGCAGUCAUUCUUCUUCAUAGAGACAAACUGCCUCACCCUGAGCGUCUUCUCUUUCCAUCUGAACUUAAUCAAGGAAAGCUUGUGGCACAAGGAAAUGCAAGCAAGACUUUUCAGCCUUACUUGUUGACCAAGGGUAGCACAAAGGAUCUUCAAGAUCAGUUAUAUAUCAACUUUGAUCCAUUGAUGUGUUAUGUAAAAGAUUUGGAGAGUGCUUUUCCCAACACAUUCAAGUUGUGGUAUGAUUCUUUCGGUGGCGAUGCCAUUGGUCUUACAUGGGAAAAAGAGAACUUGAAGAAGAGGAAACGAGAUGGCGAAGUCACAAAAAACGUGUUGGAUACGCUGAAAGAUGUUGGUAAAACUGGAAAAGGUUUUGUGAAGAGUGUACAUUUGCUGAAAGUGCCAAAGUAGAGCAGAUACCACACCAACAGCAUAAUGUUGUACCAGUUUUGAGAUGUUACUGACGUGUCGUGUCAGGUGACAUGACAUGUCAUUGAGUGAAAGGUGUCUAACUAACUAGCAGCCUCGAUUUUGAUUUUGAGGUGUUACUCAUGUGCCAGAUGAUAUGAAUUAUUUAUAACUUAUGGACAUUGUAUAUUCUUUUCUUCUUGCUGGUUACGAGGACUCUAUUGUUAUAGAAAUUUUGCUUUUGUUCC